ACUGCUUUACCGUAAGGGUAAGAGGCACAUCGCCUCCUCGAGGGCUCUCCAGGUGUGCCUUUCACAGCGUAAUCCUGUUCACGAAACCAAAAAUCAAAACCAGGCCACUGCCCACUGGUGGCUGAUACGCCCUUUUCUCAUCAACAGAACCGGGAGGAAGGGCUCUGGUGGGGCUGGCGGUCCCCUGUUCUCCCCGCUCAGGUGCGGCGCUGUGGCAGGAAGCCACCCCCUCGGUCGGCCGGUGCGCGGGGCUGUUGCGCCAUCCGCUCCGGCUUUCGUAACCGCACCCUGGGACGGCCCAGAGACGCUCCAGCGCGAGUUCCUCAAAUGUUUUCCUGCGUUGCCAGGACCGUCCGUCGCUCUGAGUCAUGUGCGAGUGGGAAGUCGCACUGACACUGAGCCGGGCCAGAGGGAGAGGAGUCGAGCGCGGCGCGGGGCCGAGGGACUCGCAGUGUGUGUAGAGAGCCGGGCUCCUGCGGAUGGGGGCUGCCCCCGGGGCCUGAGCCCGCUGCCCGCCCACCGCCCCGCCCCGCCCCUGCUGCCCGGUUCCCAUUAGCCUGUCCGCCUCUGCGGGGCCAUGGAGCGGUAGCCGAGGAGGAAGCAUGCUGGCCGUCGGCUGCACGCUGCUGGCUGUCCUGCUGGCCGCGCCGGGAGCGGCGCUGGCCCCAGGGCGCUGCCCUGCGCAGGAGGUGGUGAGAGGUGUGCUGACCAGUCUUCCAGGAGACAGUGUGACUCUGACCUGCCCAGGAGUAGAGCCGGAAGACAAUGCCACUGUUCACUGGGUGCUCAGGAAGCCGGCUGCAGGCUCCCACCCCAGCAGAUGGGCUGGCAUGGGAAGGAGGCUGCUGCUGAGGUCGGUGCAGCUCCACGACUCUGGAAACUAUUCAUGCUACCGGGCCGGCCGCCCAGCUGGGACUGUGCACUUGCUGGUGGAUGUUCCCCCUGAGGAGCCCCAGCUCUCCUGCUUCCGGAAGAGCCCCCUCAGCAAUGUUGUUUGUGAGUGGGGUCCUCGGAGCACCCCAUCCCUGACGACCAAGGCUGUGCUGUUGGUGAGGAAGUUUCAGAACAGUCCGGCCGAAGACUUCCAGGAGCCGUGCCAGUAUUCCCAGGAGUCCCAGAAGUUCUCCUGCCAGUUGGCAGUCCCGGAGGGAGACAGCUCUUUCUACAUAGUGUCCAUGUGCGUCGCCAGUAGCGUCGGGAGCAAGUUCAGCAAAACUCAAACUUUUCAGGGUUGUGGAAUCUUGCGGCCUGAUCCGCCUGCCAACAUCACAGUCACUGCCGUGGUCAGAAACCCCCGCUGGCUCAGUGUCACCUGGCAAGACCCCCGCUCCUGGAACUCAUCUUUCUACAGACUACGGUUUGAGCUCAGAUAUCGGGCUGAACGGUCAAAGACAUUCACAACAUGGAUGGUCAAGGACCUCCAGCAUCACUGUGUCAUCUACGACGCCUGGAGCGGCCUGAGGCACGUGGUGCAGCUUCGUGCCCAGGAGGAGUUCGGGCAAGGCGAGUGGAGCGAGUGGAGCCCGGAGGCCAUGGGCACGCCUUGGACAGAAUCCAGGAGUCCUCCAGCUGAGAACGAGGUGUCCGCCCCCACGCAGGCACUUACUACUAAUAAAGAUGAUGAUAAUAUUCUCUUCAGAGAUUCUGCAAAUGCGACAAGCCUCCCAGUGCAAGAUUCUUCUUCGGUACCACUGCCCACAUUCCUGGUUGCUGGAGGGAGCCUGGCCUUUGGAACGCUCCUCUGCAUUGCCAUUGUUCUGAGGUUCAAGAAGACGUGGAAGCUGCGGGCUCUGAAGGAAGGCAAGACAAGCAUGCACCCGCCGUAUUCUUUGGGGCAGCUGGUCCCGGAGAGGCCUCGACCCACCCCAGUGCUUGUUCCUCUCAUCUCCCCACCGGUGUCCCCCAGCAGCCUGGGGUGUGACAAUACCUCGAGCCACAACCGACCAGAUGCCAGGGACCCACGGAGCCCUUAUGACAUCAGCAAUACAGACUACUUCUUCCCCAGAUAGCUGGCUGGGUGGCACCAGCAGCCUGGACGCUGUGGAUGGCAGAACACAAACGGGCUCAGCAAAAGAUGCUUCUCACUGCCAUGCCAGCUUAUCUCGGGGCGUGCGGCCUUUGGCUUCACGGAAGAGCCUUGCAGAAGGUUCUACGCCAGGGGAAAAUCAGCCUGCUCCAGCUGUUCAGCUGGUUGAGGUUUCAAACCUCCCUUUCCAAAUGCCCAGCUUAAAGGGGUUAGAGUGAACUUGGGCCACUGUGAAGAGAACCGUAUCAAGACUCUUUGGACACUCACACGGACACUCAAAAGCUGGGCAGGUUGGUGGGGGCCUCAGUGUGGAGAAGCUGCUGGCAGCCCACCCCGCAACACCUCUGCACAAGCUGCACCCUCAGGCAGGUGGGAUGGAUUUCCAGCCAAAGCCUCCUCCAGCCGCCAUGCUCCUGGCCCACUGCAUCGUUUCGUCUUCCAGCUCAAACUCUUAAAACCCAAAUGCCUUUGCAAAUUCUGUUUUUCUAAGGCUGGAGAGACGGCUUUUACUUAAACCGCCAAGGCUGGGGGAAGAAGCUCUCUCCUCCCUUUCUUCCCCACAGUUGAAAAACAGCUGAGGGUGAGUGGGUGAAUAAUACAGUAUCUCAGGGCCUGGUCGUUUUCAACAGAAUUAUAAUUAGUUCCUCAUUAGCAUUUUGCUAAAUGUGAAUGAUGAUCCUAGGCAUUUGCUGAAUACACAGGCAACUGCAUUGGCUUUGGGUUGCAGGACCUCAGGUGAGAAGCACAGGAAGGAGAGGAGAGGGGCACAGGGUCUCUACCAUCCCCUGUAGAGUGGGAGCUGAGCGGGGGAUCACAGCCUCUGAAAACCAAUGUUCUCUUUUCUCCACCUCCCACAAAGGAGAGCUAGCAGCAGGGAGGGCUUCUGCCAUUGCUGAGAUCAAAACUGUUUUACUGCAGCUUUGUUUGUUGUCAGCCGAACCUGGGUAACUAGGGAAGAUAAUAUUAAGGAAGACAAUGUGAAAAGAAAAAUGAGCCUGGCAAGAAUGCAUUUAAACUUGGUUUUUAAAAAACUGCUGACUGUUUUCUCUCGAGAGGGUGGAAUAUCCAAUAUUUGCUGUGUCAGCAUAGAAGUAACUUACUUAGGUGUGGGGGAAGCACCAUAACUUUGUUUAGCCCAAAACCAAGUCAAGUGAAAAAGGAGGAAGAGAAAAAAUAUUUUUCCUGCCAGGCAUGGUGGCUCACGCCUGUAACCCCAGCACUUCGGGAGGUCGAGGCGGGAGGAUCACUUGAGUCCAGGAGUUUGAGAUCAGCCUGGGCAAUGUGGUAAAACCCCAUCUCUACAAAAAGCAUAAACAUUAGCCAAGUGUGGUAGAGUGCGCCUGAAGUCCCAGAUACUUGGGGGGCUGAGGUGGGAGGAUCUCUUGAGCCUGGGAGGUCAAGGCUGCAGUGAGCCGAGAUUGCACCACUGCACUCCAGCCUGGUUGACAGAGCAAGUGAGACCCUGUCUCAAAAAAAAAAAAAAAAGAAAAGAAAAGAAAAAACGUUUUCCCUAUUAGAGAAGAGAUUGUGGUUUCAUUCAUUCUGUAUUUUGUUUUUGUCUUAAAAAGUGGAAAAAUAGCCUGCCUCUUCUCUACUCGAGGGAAAAACCAGCAUGUGACUACUCCCCCAGGCGGUUAUGGAGAGGGUGUCCGGUCCUUGUCCCAGUGCUGAGAAGGAAGCCUCCCACGACUACCCGGCAGGGUCCUAGAAAUUCCCCACCCUGAAAGCCCUGAGCUUUCUGUUAUCAAAGAGGAGGUUUUAAAAAAAUCCCAUUUAAAAAAAAUCCCUUACCUCAGUGCCUUCCUCUUUUUAUUUAGUUCCUUGAGUUGAUUAAGCUCUGCAAGAAUUGAAGCAGGACUAAAUGUCUACUUGUAACACCGUGAUUAACCACUUAAGCUGACUUUUCUGUCUGAGCUUUGAAAAUUCAGUGGUGUUAGUGGUUACCCAGUUAGCUCUCAAGUUAUCAGGGUAUUCCAGAGUGGGGAUAUGAUUUAAAUCAGCCGUGUAACCAUGGACCCAAAAUUUACCAGACCACAAAACUUUUCUAAUACUCUACCCUCUUAGAAAAACCACCACCAUCACCAGACAGGUGCGAAAGGAUGAAAGUGACCAUGUUUUGUUUAUGGUGUUCCAGGUUUAAGCUGUUAAUGUCUUCAGUAAGCCGUGACUUUCAUUGCUGGGCUUGUCUGUAGAUUUUAGACCCUAUUGCUGCUUGAGGCAACUCAUCUUAGGUUGGCAAAAAGGCAGGAUGGCCGGGCACGGUGGCUCACGCCUGUAAUCCUAGCACUUUGGGAGGCCGAGGUGGGAGGAUUGCUUGAGCUCAGGAGUUUGAGACCAACCUGGGUAACAUAGUGAGACACCAUCUCUAUUAUAAACAAUAACAUUUAA
This is a messenger RNA of Symphalangus syndactylus (siamang), 4414 nucleotides long. It is a transcript of the gene IL6R, whose product is annotated as interleukin 6 receptor. Gene Ontology annotation, cellular component: membrane; external side of plasma membrane. The record is from RefSeq and is a predicted model, not a curated record. NCBI's taxonomy places the organism in Eukaryota, Metazoa, Chordata, Mammalia, Primates, Hylobatidae. Gene Ontology annotation, biological process: cytokine-mediated signaling pathway; immunoglobulin mediated immune response. Gene Ontology annotation, molecular function: cytokine receptor activity; protein binding.